AUGAAACACUCGCUUGUCUAUCGCAAUGGAAGUUCAGUCAAUCGCUGUCAAAUCAUUCGAAAUUAUCAAACCAAAGGAUUCCUCUAAACCAUACGUUCUCUAUACAAUUGAAAUCGGUACCAAGCUCAAGUCGUACACGGUAUGUCGGCGGUAUUCGCAAUUCGAACGCUUAAGUGAAGAUCUCAAGCUCGAGCUCGAUUCAGCUGUCUCUCGUCGUUGGUUGCCCAUCUUACCGCCCAAGUCGACGAGCUUGGUCGGCUACCUCACCGGCUCAGGCAGUCUCAUCAACCAGCCAUCGAAGAUUGCCGAGCGUCAGGCGGGUCUCGAACGAUGGUUGAAGACGGUGAUCGUUCACAAGGAGCUCAAGGAUAAGACCUCCAAGAGUCGGGCACUCAUGGAUUUCUUAGAGAUUCCAUCAAGCCUCAAUUCAACUUCAUCUUCGGCAACCCAUAAGUCAAGUCACAUGGAUGAUCAUUCUGCCAACCCUUUCACCUCUCAAAGCUGGCUCGCCGAACAUAAUGAAAUCCGGGCCAGUGUAAGGGAGAUGUAUGAUUUGCUCUCCCGGCGGGACGAACUGCUCCAUCAGUCCACAUCCACCUCAGUCACUCUCACCAAACUUAACCAGAUCAACGUCGAUGGCAAGCGAAACUUGGAAAACAUUACUGCUCGACUCGGACGACUGACCGAAAGCCUCAAACUAUUCACCCAACCCGAUACUCCAAAGGGUCGUGGCACCCUUACCGAAGGAGAAACGUCGAGGAGAAUGCAACUGAUAUCUACAUUACAAGACGAUUGUGAGCGCUUGAGCAAGAAGAUUUUAGCACGGGCCGAAAUUGGGACGGGGAUACGACAAGCAAACCAGGUACUCUCCUCAGAGUCGGCGUCUCGCGAUCGAGCGGAAUUGCUAGGCACUCAUAGCAACGGCUCCAACAGUCGACCGACCACCAGAGUCCUAGGAGGAGGCGGUCCUACUGGAUCCGCUUCACGUAAUUUGCCGGCAGAAGAGACGGUCGAAACUAGACAACGAGACAACCGGCGAUUAAUGGACCAUCAACUAAACCACGUGAUCGCCCAAACUCAAGACGACAAAUUGAAAUCGCUCACUCAAAUCCUUUCUAGACAGAAAUUGCUAGGACUGAUGAUCAAUCAGGAAUUGGCCGAACAGAAUGAGAUCCUCGAUGACUUGGAUAGAGAUGUCGAUUCGGCGUCCAGGAAAUUGAAGGAGGCUACAAAGAAGAUUAAUCGGCUCACUUGAUCUUCCUUCCUUGUGCUUUUUUGCAUACUGCUUAGAACUCAUCAAAGACUAGGACUCUCUUUCGGAUCAUUCACCUUGCAUCUUACUUCUACACUUCAUUCAACUUAUCAUUAGCUUUCGAAUUACGUCAAUGUACUUUUUUUUUCGUUGUGGUCCGCAAUCGUUUAUUAAUUUAUUCACUAUUUAUCCACUUUUUUUUAUCAAUCUACAAGGAGGAACUUUUUCAAUCAGAUUAUUGUGUGUUCCUUUGUUUCUUUCUUUCCAUUAUCUCCUUCUCCUAAUUGGGGUUUUCACUGAACCAUCAAGGUAUCCACAAUUUCCUCCCAACUUACACUGUUGCAUAAAUAUGUAUAUGUAUCAUAACGAAUAGGGGGUUUUCAUAUCUCUCCACAGAUUAUAGUAGCUCUCAUCCCUAGUACUUGAUUUUGCAUUUCUUGGCUUUAAGGGGUGGAUGAAACUAACAUCACAAAGUGCCCUUCACAAUGGGUAUCCUGCAUUGUGAAAUCCC
This is a messenger RNA of Puccinia graminis f. sp. tritici CRL 75-36-700-3, 1763 nucleotides long. RefSeq lists its product as uncharacterized. Lineage: Eukaryota; Fungi; Basidiomycota; Pucciniomycetes; Pucciniales; Pucciniaceae. The coding region runs from base 26 to 1255 and encodes 409 amino acids. Gene Ontology annotation, molecular function: phosphatidylinositol binding. The record is from RefSeq and is a predicted model, not a curated record. The transcript has 2 exons.